Drosophila obscura is the source of this 2601-nucleotide messenger RNA. RefSeq names its product gelsolin. Gene Ontology annotation, biological process: actin filament severing; barbed-end actin filament capping; actin polymerization or depolymerization. The record is from RefSeq and is a predicted model, not a curated record. Gene Ontology annotation, molecular function: phosphatidylinositol-4,5-bisphosphate binding; actin filament binding. Bases 252 to 2480 code for a protein of 742 amino acids. Lineage: Eukaryota; Metazoa; Arthropoda; Insecta; Diptera; Drosophilidae. Gene Ontology annotation, cellular component: cytoplasm; actin cytoskeleton. The transcript has 7 exons.
UCUCUUCUUGGCUAAUGGGCUCCCAUAGAACUCUCGACAGCAAAUAUAAGACAGUUUAAUUAGUGCAAACAGUUUAGAAAGGGGUUACUCAUACGACGCGCGUCAGAGCUCUCAUCUGGCUUAAAACCCUGCUGGUGUUCCUCGCACUCUCCACCACUCUUUGCUCAGCGGGUACAUUCAACGCCCGCCCCGCGUUCCCUGUGCAAAACCAGCCAACUGCCGAGAACAGCAAGCAGCCCGGAAGACGCAUCAUGAACCCAGCCUUUGCCAACGCCGGCCGCGCUCCCGGCCUGGAAAUCUGGCGCGUUGAGAAUUUCGAGCCGGUGGCCUACCCAAAGAAUAACUACGGAAAAUUCUUCACCGGAGACUCCUUCAUUGUGUUGAAUACCAUUGAAAGCAAGAAAGACAAAAAACUCUCCUGGGAUGUGCACUUCUGGUUGGGCUCCGAAACGUCGACCGAUGAGGCUGGGGCUGCUGCCAUCCUGACCGUCCAAUUGGAUGACCUCCUGAAUGGCGGCCCUGUGCAGCAUCGCGAGGUGCAGGAUCACGAGUCGCAGCUGUUCCUGGGAUACUUCAAGAAUGGCGUUCGCUACGAACAGGGCGGUGUCGGAACCGGCUUCAAGCACGUAGAGACAAACGCCCAGGGGCAGAAGCGACUGUUCCAGGUCAAGGGCAAGCGGAACGUGCGUGUGCGGCAGGUGAAUCUGUCAGUGUCCUCGAUGAACCAGGGCGACUGUUUCAUCUUGGAUGCGGGUAGCGAUAUCUACGUCUACGUGGGAUCGCAGGCCAAGCGCGUGGAGAAGCUGAAGGCCAUCAGCGCUGCGAAUCAGAUCAGAGAUCAGGACCACAAUGGACGUGCCCGUGUGCAAAUAAUCGAUGACUUUAGCACCGAGGCAGACAAGCAGCAGUUCUUUGAUGUGCUCGGAUCCGGAUCCGCCGGCCAGGUUCCCGAGGAAUCCACCGCAGAGGAGGACAGCGCUUUUGAGCGUGCCGACGCUGCAGCCGUGACCCUCUACAAGGUGAGUGAUGCCAGCGGCAAACUACAAGUGGACACCGUCGCGCAGAAACCUUUGACCCAGGCCAUGCUGGACACUCGCGAUUGCUUCAUUCUGGACACUGGCUCCGGCAUUUUCGUGUGGGUCGGACGAGGCGCCACUCCAAAGGAGAAGACCGACGCGAUGGCCAAGGCCCAAGAGUUCCUCCGCACCAAAAAAUACCCUGCCUGGACCCAGAUCGAGCGCAUUGUCGAGGGCGCCGAGUCCGCACCAUUCAAGCAAUACUUUGCCACCUGGCGCGACGCUGGCAUGGCGCACACACGCCUCAUUCGCUCCGCCCUGGAUAUCGGCUCAGACGAGUCGCUGGAUGUGGACGAGAUCGACGCUGUGGUGCACAAACUGAAGAGGAGUGGUGGACGGGCCAUUGGCUUUAUGCCGGACCACGGACAGAACAGCAUUGAGAGCAUCACGCAGUACGUCAGCAAGCCCGAUUCGGGCGAGGUCCUGGUCCACACCGUUCCCUUCGAGGAAAACCUUCCGCUUCUGGGCUUUGGCUCGUAUGUUCUCACCUACAACUACGAGGCCAACAAUGGCGACCAGGGCCCCAUCGUUUACGUGUGGCAGGGUGCCAAGGCCAGCGCUGCUGUCAAGGAGAGAGCCUUCCAGGAAGGCCUCUCCAUGGCUGUGGAGAAGAACGCCCUGCUAGUGCUGACCGCUCAAAGCCACGAGCCGCGCCACUUCUAUAAGAUCUUCAAGGGCAAGCUUCUGGCCUCGUACACCGCCCUGCCAGUGACGGCGCAGCUGUUCCGCAUCCGGGGCACCGUCGAGAGCGAUAUCCAUGCCAGCGAAGUGCCCGCCGAUAGCUCGUCACUGGCCUCUGGGGAUGCUUUCGCUCUCGUGUCCGCGAAGUCGCACAAGAUCUUUAUUUGGAAUGGCCUGGGAGCGUCUAGCUUCGAAAAAACUGCGGCCAAUGAACGCUUUGCGCACUACUGGAACGACGCUGAGGUGGAGGUGGUCGAGGAGGGUGCAGAGCCCGAGGAAUUCUGGGAGGAGCUGAAUGGAGAGGGCCAGUACGAUCGCAGCCUGGACGACCAUGGAGCCCCCCUGCUGGAGCCACGUCUCUUCCACUGUCGGCUCACCCGCAAUGGGUUCGUGAAGGUCGAGCAAGUGGCUAAGUACGAACAGGAGGACUUGGACACCGACGAUGUCAUGCUGCUCGAUGCCGGCGAUGAAAUCUACAUGUGGGUCGGCUCCGGAGCCACCGCCGAGGAGAACAGCAAGAUUGUGGACAUGGCAAAGCGCUACAUCCGAGUGGAGCCCACCGCACGCACCAUCGAUACCGUGAGCAUCGUGCGCGUCGCCCAGGGCCAGGAGCCACGGGCCUUCAAGCGUAUGUUCCCGAACUGGGAGGACAACUACUGGCAGACAUUGCCUUCCUACGAGGACGUCAAGCAGCAGGUGCUUGAUGCCAACAACGAGGUCUAGAAAACCCACCCGAUGGAAUCUCAGCAAAAUUUACCAAAUAACUUUUUGUUUUUACCCUUUGAAAACGUGCAUCGUUCGAGUAUGUAACUUUAUAAUAAAUUGAUAAAAUGUAUAAAACCCA